CACAUCUCUAAUCAAAUACCAUCACGUCGAAAUACAGCAAAAUUCUGUUGGUAAACAUAAGCAAAAUUAAGGCUGGCAAUUAAUGCGGCAGCAUGCAACCAGUUGAUUACCAAUUUGCAAGCAUUGUUAACCUGGCCGAAAGCCUGCUGAAUAGAUUUGGGGCCGAUUCGCAUAGAUAAGCGAGUAACAAGCAUCUACAGCUGCUGUUGAGUCAUCACCUUUUAGCCAAAUAAGCCAAAAAAGGCUAACAGCCGUUGGCCAGCUAGUGAUAGAGCCCCAGGUGAGCCACAGAGCACACACACACUUGCCCACACCCAGCGACUCAAAAACCCGAAAACCAACCCAUUUUGGCAACAUCCCCAAUGGAGGACUACAAGUUCCUGUUCAAAAUCGUCCUGGUGGGCAAUGCUGGUGUUGGAAAAACCUGCCUAGUGCGCCGCUUUACUCAGGGCCUAUUUCCACCUGGCCAGGGUGCCACCAUUGGCGUGGAUUUCAUGAUUAAGACGGUGGAGGUGGAGGGGGAGAAGAUCAAGCUACAAAUCUGGGACACCGCCGGCCAGGAGCGGUUCCGAUCCAUCACGCAAAGCUACUAUCGAUCGGCUCACGCCUUGAUCCUGGUGUACGACAUCAGCUGCCAGCCCACAUUUGACUGCCUGCCGGACUGGCUGCGCGAGAUCCAGGAGUAUGCCAACUCCAAGGUACUCAAAAUCCUGGUGGGUAACAAGACGGACAGGGAUGAUCGCGAGAUACCCACCCAGAUUGGCGAAGAGUUCGCCAAGCAACAUGACAUGUACUUCUUGGAGACAUCCGCCAAGGAGGCAGAGAAUGUGGAGCGGCUGUUCUACGAGAUUGCCGCCGAAUUGAUUGGUCAGGCAAGGAGCAAGGAUGGCAGUAGUUCGGCCGCAGCGGCAGCCGCCCAGCGUCAGUCGGAGGGCAGCUCCAUCGGCCUGGGGAGCUUCAGUGCCAAGGCAGCGCAGAGCAAUUGCUGUGGCGGACUCGCCAGCGGCGGCUCCAACUCUAGUCAAGGCGGCUGAGCAGCUGCAAACUGAACUUGAAGCUGAGCAGCUAAUAUGUAACUUGUUAAGGACUAAUCGUGAUAUUCCAUUUAUCUUUUAUUACCACAAUGCUCCCACAUUCUACCACAAAAAUAAGUUCAAUUUUGUUUUUAUAAGCAUGAUUAUGACGUGAUCGUUUGCCCUUGUAACGAUUCCUAUUAGAUUGUUAAAACACUUUGGCUACAAAUACCUUUAAAUGUAAAAGUAUUUAGAGCAAUUCUCAUCGCUUUCACUAAACUACGAUAAUGACGAACAUUUAAAGUACAAUGUGCAAACGGAUCUGGAAACUGUGCAGCUAAUCUGUUAUAGUUAAACACUUAUCGUGAUAUUCUGUUGAUGCUUAAAGGUUUAUUCUUUAAUUUACAAGACU
Drosophila mauritiana is the source of this 1425-nucleotide messenger RNA. It is a transcript of the gene Rab30, whose product is annotated as ras-related protein Rab-30. The record is from RefSeq and is a predicted model, not a curated record. Lineage: Eukaryota; Metazoa; Arthropoda; Insecta; Diptera; Drosophilidae. The transcript has 2 exons. Gene Ontology annotation, molecular function: GTPase activity; GTP binding. Gene Ontology annotation, cellular component: trans-Golgi network. Gene Ontology annotation, biological process: Rab protein signal transduction. The coding region runs from base 363 to 1034 and encodes 223 amino acids.